GCUAACCGAGAAGUGCACUGUUUGUAAGAAACACGAAAGAAAUCGAGUAAAUUAUCAAAAUGAUGAAAUCGAAAACAGAAAGGCGAACCAAAACCUGGAAGUAAAGUUUAUUGGAAGCCUAAAUGAGACUGAUUCAGACACGAUGGAAGAGGAAGAGAAUAGUAGCAGAACUGAAUACGAUGAUGAAGAGAGAGAAAGUGAAGAGGAGGUUGAAGAUGAUUGUGGAGAAGACGCUGAGGAGGUGUUUGUGGAACACGAGCGACAAGAGAGAGAACUGGAGGAGACAACUGAGGAUGAAGAGAGUAUUAGAAGAACUGAAUACGAAGAGGAAGUGAGAGAAAUUGAAGAGGAGGUUGAAGAUGAUUGUGGAGCUGACGCUGAAGAGGUGUUUGUGGAACACGAGCGACAAGAGAGAGAACUGGAGGAGACAAUGGAGGAUGAAGAGAGUAGUAGUAGAACUGAAUACGAAGAUGAAGUGAGAGAAAGGGAAGGGGAGGUUGAAGAUGAUUGUGGAGAAGACGCUGAGGUGGUGUUUGUGGAACACGAGCGACAAGAGAGAGAACUGGAGGAGCUGGAAGUGUUGAGGGUCCGCCACAAGAACGCUGGGCGGAGUUCGGUGGAGCGAAAGCGUGGAGGAGGAGUGGUGUGACAUUGAAGUAACCUCAAGUACUCCACACUAUCACACAGGCUACGGGGUCGGUGUCAAACCCUUCCGACCAGGCUAUUAGUACUUGUGUACCUUAACUUUCAAAUGGAUAAAUUUUUUCACAAAUUUCUUUAAAUAAAGGUAUUGGUACUUGCGUAACUUACAAGGGAACACUAGUUAGCUGCUGGUCGUGCAUCUGAGGCUGGGCUUGUAA
Messenger RNA from Homalodisca vitripennis (glassy-winged sharpshooter), 860 nucleotides. RefSeq names its product gelsolin-related protein of 125 kDa-like. The transcript has a single exon. The record is from RefSeq and is a predicted model, not a curated record. Bases 143 to 649 code for a protein of 168 amino acids. NCBI's taxonomy places the organism in Eukaryota, Metazoa, Arthropoda, Insecta, Hemiptera, Cicadellidae.